This is a messenger RNA of Penicillium alfredii, 2448 nucleotides long. RefSeq names its product putative C6 transcription factor. Gene Ontology annotation, biological process: DNA-templated transcription; regulation of DNA-templated transcription. Bases 1 to 2448 code for a protein of 815 amino acids. The transcript has 2 exons. Gene Ontology annotation, molecular function: zinc ion binding; DNA binding; DNA-binding transcription factor activity, RNA polymerase II-specific. The record is from RefSeq and is a predicted model, not a curated record. NCBI's taxonomy places the organism in Eukaryota, Fungi, Ascomycota, Eurotiomycetes, Eurotiales, Aspergillaceae.
AUGUCGUUCCCUCCAGCAUCUCCCGAGCUGAGCCACCACCCCACCAUUAGCGAUAAUUCUCCGACUCAUGCCACAUUGCCCGCCACCGACUCCCGCCCCGCAGGCCCCGACAAUGGAAGCUCAAGGAGCUGUGUCACCUGUCGCCGCCGCAAGGUUCGCUGCAACAAGCGAUCGCCAUGCUCGAACUGCGUCAAGGCCGGCAUCGAAUGCAUAUUUCCCCCACCCGGUCGAGCUCCCCGCAGGUUGAAACGCCCACCGGACGCAGAAUUGCUCUCGCGGUUGCGACGCUUGGAAGGCGUGAUUGAACAUCUGGGCGGAAAAAAUGCAGAGCCCAGCUCAAGCUUGAGCCCUCCGACUCAGACCACGCCGCCCUCAGCUCAUCCCUCUACCGCUGGGAGCGAGGCGACCGCGGCCACCACCUCUCCCGAGGGGCCGGCUCCAGAUGGCCCUUGCCCAUUCGCCUCAGACCCAAAGAAACCUCCAUCGGGCAGGUUUGAAAAUGAAUUUGGAAGGCUGGUGAUCGAUGAGGGCCGGAGUCGAUAUGUGAGCAAUAGGCUCUGGGCCAGUAUGGGCGAUGAGAUCGAAGAAUUGCAGGAUAUUCUUGACCAUUCUUCGUCCGAUGAAGAAGAUAAUCCGUCCCCAGGAUCUUCUCACUCUACCUCUCAUGAUGGGUUUCUUUUUGGGUUCUACUCCCUGUCGCACUCUCUUCGAGACUACCAUCCACCAUUGCCCAAGGUCUCGAUGCUCUGGGAGACUUAUAGGGAGAACGUGGCGCCUUUGAUCACCAUUAUUCAUAGACCGACCGCGAGAAAGCUGCUCGUCGAAGCUGCGCAGCACCCGGAAACUCUAGACAAGAAUUCCGAAGCGUUGGUGUUCGCUAUGUACCUGUCCGCUAUUGUCAGCAUGAACCCCGAUGAAUGCCUGUCUCGAUUCGGAGAAGAUCGCAACUUGGCUGUCAAGCGGUAUCGAUUUGCUGUCGAGCAAGCGCUGGCUAAAGCCGGAUUUCUGAAUACCCAGAGUCUCGUGCUUCUUCAAGCCGCGAUUUUAUUUCUGAUCUGCGUACGCAGAGAAGAUGACAGCAAGUUUGUGUGGUCUAUGAACUCAGUCGUUCUCCGUCUCGCGCAAGGGUUGGGCCUACACCGGGAUGGUACUAAUUUCGCUCUAAAACCAUUUGAGACCGAGAUGCGCAGACGACUUUGGUGGCAUAUCUGCUUGAUGGAUAUUCGCUCAUCGGAGGAUCAUGGAACCGAUCCGCUGAUUCACGAGAAUAUGUAUGACACCCGGCUGCCGUUGAAUGUCAACGACGACGACAUUUCCCCCGGCAUGCAGGAGACGCCGGAAGAGCGAGAAGGCUGUACCGAUGUGACGUUCUGUCUUAUUCGCUGUGAAAUUACAAGCGCUCUCCGACGGGCAAAUUAUGCCUGUCCUGGCAAUCGAUUCCGCAUGGAAGGCUCCGGGCCAUCGUUGGAUCGUUGUGAGCGAAUGAUCCAAAUAAUCAGCGAGCGCUGUGAAGAACGGUAUAUUAAGCACUGUAACAUGGACAUCCCUAUCCACUGGUGCUCUGCGACAGUUGGGCGUCUCAUUCUCGCCAAGUUGUGGUUGAUCGUUCACCAUCCGAUGACACGAAGAGAUCGCGUCACCAAUUUGCCGCAGGCGACUCGCGAAAGUCUGUUUCUCACAGCGAUUGAGGUAUUGGAGUUUGGCCGUCUUCUGGAGAAGGACCCCAAGACAGCUAAAUGGGGCUGGCUGUUCCGGACGAAUAUGCAGUGGCAUGGAGUCGCGUUCGUUCUGUCCGAGCUGUGCGUCCGCCCGAUCUGCCCCAUCACUGAUCGUGCCUGGAAUGCCGUCUCUUCUCUUUACACAGACUGGAGACAACAAGCAGGACACAAAAAGGGCAUGUUAUGGCGACCUCUGGCUGCUCUGAUGAAGCGAGCGGAGGCAACCCGGGCUAAGCAACAUGAAGAGCUGCGAUCCAAAUUCGGGCCUGUGCCCACUCCAUCACAGCCCGCCAGCGCCCAGGUCGCCACCGGGCAUCAUCAUUCUCUCCCUCAAAUUCAUUUGCCCACGGCGGCUCCAACUCCCCCAUCCAUGCUUCCAGCAGCUAUUAACACCGCACUGCCGUCGUCGGGUUUGCCCCUGAACUUCAACCUUGGCAAUGAGCCGUGGGAGGCCUUGCAAGACGUUUUCCCGAGCACAAAUUUGUUGUCUUCCAGAAAUCUCUUCGAUACUUCUCCAUCACAAGAUCCGGUCUCGGCAGCAAGCAUUCCAGCCGACUUUUCUUUCAAUGUCGCCCCGAGCAAUCCAUUCAUUAGUCAAGACCCCCUCCCGGAGCCUCCGCCACUCAGCUGGGAUGAAUGGGACCAGGUCAUGCGUGACUUCCAGAUGGACGUGGAGAAAGACGAGAAUCAUCCUUCCAAGGGGACUAAUGUUUCAGAUUGGCUCACAUGA